Neurospora tetrasperma FGSC 2508 is the source of this 2673-nucleotide messenger RNA. RefSeq lists its product as uncharacterized. Gene Ontology annotation, biological process: protein phosphorylation. Bases 146 to 2524 code for a protein of 792 amino acids. The transcript has 2 exons. The record is from RefSeq and is a predicted model, not a curated record. Gene Ontology annotation, molecular function: protein kinase activity. Lineage: Eukaryota; Fungi; Ascomycota; Sordariomycetes; Sordariales; Sordariaceae.
CAUUUUCCUAACCUAUUGUUCCCAACGUCUCAACCGUCCGUCGAUCUGACAGUUGACCACGUGAUAAUACUAGACGCAACAUUUCACGAAACGCGACCUUCGCCCCCUUCCAUAGCCGCGUCUCAAGAACAUCAUCACCAUCGCCAUGACGGAUCGACCUCAGUCAGAGAUCAUCCGAGAACAUCCCAUCGGCACAGGCCUAGAUGCCUUCCGUGCUUCAUUCGAAUCAGUUUGUAAAGAUAGGGGCAUCUCCUGUCCUGCGCUAGACGCGGUUAGUCAGCUGGGCCAACAAGAUUUGCAGAAUCUUGCGUUUAGGCUUCUGAAUACACUCCAAAUCCUCCCUAUUACCUCUCUUCUACGUUCGAAUACUGGCCGUGGUACCCUUCAAAUCGAUCUGUUGAAACGUAUACCCGCCCUCAUCUCCGACGACUUGUACAACUUCGACUCGGACCAAUUCGAACCACUUUUCAAUGCAGUCAUCACCAACAAGCCCGACGAUGAGAUCUGGCGCCAAGUGUACUGUGCCGUUACCGAAGCCACCCCGCCUCCCCGACCAAUAGUAUUUUCCUUUCUUCAAACUCCGAAGUCUUUCAAUACGAACAGUUUUGCAAACUCCUCCGAAUAUCGUAGGCAUGUGGACAUGGUCCUCAAGGAUGAGCUCGGCGCUAUGUACGUCGACCUUCCUAACUUCCAUAACAUCUUUUUCGGUCGGGUGGCAGGUCUAAAGACAGCAUCAGAGGCCGUCUUCAACAAGUGCAUGGAGGGCAGCGAACCACUCUUCCGUACUGGUUGGCGCGGGUGGCCGACAGAUGCGAACCAGGACCGUGUCCUGGCCUGGCUUGCAGAAGUGAGCGAGAAACUGGCAAUGUUUGCAGAAGAGUACACCCCGACGCCGACGCCGCAACGAAGGCUGCUAGUACAACCUAAUAAACCGAUCCUCGGCUCGAAAGCGGAACGCAAAUUGGACGUCGGCUUCGUGGAUGACUCAAAGGGUGGAAAGGAUACUCAAUGGAACUGGUCGCAUGUCCUCGUACCGGGCGAGCUGAAGAGCAAUCGUUCGGCCGAUAUAGCGUCAAACGCGUGGCUCGAUCUCGGGAAGUACGCGAGGGAAGUAUUCGCUGCUCAAGACACGCAGAACAGUCGUCGCUUCGUCUUGGGAUUUACUAUCUGUGGGUCACUCAUGAGAUUAUGGGAGUUUGAUCGGCUCGGGGCCAUCGCAUCCAAACAGUUCGAUAUCAACAACGAGGGCUUACAGUUCGUAUCAACGGUCCUCGCCUUUCUCUGGAUGAGCGAGGAGGAGCUUGGGUUCGAUCCAUCCAUCAUAAAGGAGGAUGACAAGCAGUUCGUCCAGAUCAAGAGGAAUGGCUCAACAGAGCGUCUCAUCAUUAAUGAAGUAAUGCUACGCGCACGUUGUAUAUCCGGCCGGGCAACGACCUGCUGGAAGGCCCAUCCCGAGGGAGACCCGCAGACGCCACUAGUCAUUAAGGAUUCCUGGCAGUACCCUGAGCGCGACGAGGAAGGGGAGCUGCUGCGAGAUGCGACCGAUAAAGGGGUAGUGAACGUAGCUCGAUACUAUCACUACGAGACGGUCCAAGUGCGCGGAACCGAUGACGAUGUCCGAAGCAACGUUCGGGGAGGAAUGGAUGUUAGUACGGCGAAGAACUACAGGCCGGAACACUCGACGCCGUCGACCAGGACGGCUACGGCUAGUGCCUCACGGAAAGGCCGCAGUACUAGCAUAGCUGGCAAGAAACGGUCAUCUAGCCAAACCGACGCCGCUUUACCCUCCAGCAAGCGAUCCUAUACGGUAUCUCCGACCAGUGAUGCGCUGCCGAAUCGGGUACAUCGGCGAGUCAUUCUUCGCGAUUAUGGACAACCCAUCUAUAAAGCAAGCUCCCGAGCGGCCCUACUUGCUGCGUUGAAAGGCUGCAUUGACGGACACGAGUCCCUAUGGAGAAAGGCCGGCCUCCUUCAUAGAGAUAUUUCCAUUAAUAACCUUAUAAUUAAUGAGGACGAUAACAACCCUUCCUGGCCUUCGUUCUUAAUCGACCUAGACCUUGCUGUUAGAAAGGAACGAGAAAGUGCCUCCGGAGCAAAGGGCAUGACCGGCACUAGGGCGUUCAUGGCAAUUGGGGUCCUUCUGGGCGAACAACAUUCCUUUAUGCACGAUCUGGAGUCGUUCUUUUGGGUUCUAUUCUGGAUCUGCGUCCACUACGACGGGCCAAACGAGAGCAGAGUUAUUGAAGAGUUUGACCAAUGGAAUUAUAUCCGCCCGGUAAUGUUGGCAGACUUGAAGAAGGCGAAAGUGGAUGAUGAAGGAGAUUUCAUCAAAUCCGCACAAGAAAACUUCACGUUAUACUACCAGCCGUUGAUACCUUGGGUCAACAAACUACGGAGAGAAGUAUUUCCGAAUGGUGGGAGGUGGAAAAAAGAGAACGAGGGAUUGUAUGAUCGGAUGAGGGGGAUUCUUGGGGAAGCCCGAGAGGAUCCAGAGGUAUUACGGAGAGAUAGCUUCGCGAAUUAGUGUAAUCAGCAGAGAAUUAUAUACAGUGAUCUGCGUGCAUGGAGAAGUAAUAGGCUUUCUUUUCAUGUAUGAUUAUGGGGAGGUAAUCAGAUACUACUAUAUAGACGGUGGGGUUUUAAAUGGUCUAUAAAAUCAUAAGUCUUUCGGAG